Messenger RNA from Verticillium nonalfalfae, 2436 nucleotides. RefSeq names its product putative PKS/NRPS-like protein biosynthetic cluster. The transcript is spliced from 4 exons. Bases 1 to 2436 code for a protein of 811 amino acids. Lineage: Eukaryota; Fungi; Ascomycota; Sordariomycetes; Glomerellales; Plectosphaerellaceae. The record is from RefSeq and is a predicted model, not a curated record.
AUGGAAAGCGAUGUUGGUCUGUUCAUGUACCUAGCAGCUCUGGCGGAAAUGAAGAUUCCGUCCGCCAACAUUGUUGAGGACCUUUUAUCGCUUCCUGACGAUGAGAAGAUCGUUGCUGUGAACUCGCUCAAGACGCUGGCAUUCGUUGCUGUGGGUGGUGGAGCAUUGAGACCAGACCUUGGCACGCAUCUGGUUGAAAAUAAGAUCAGGCUCGUCAAUCAUUACGGCGUCACUGAAAUCGGGGCCAUCGCACCAAUCUUCCACCCUGGCCGCGACUACGACCAUCACUACCUACGACUGCGUGAGGAUCUCGGGCUUCAUCUCCAGCCCAUCAAAGGGUCUGAGCGCUUCAAACUUAUUGGAUACCCCGUCGGUUGGCAGACGCCAUUCGAAGUACAAGAUGAACUGGAGCGAAAUCAGAACAACUCUUCCAGAAUUGAAGUACGAAUCAUUGGCCGCAUGGACGAUGUUAUUGUCCUCAAGUCAGGCGAGAAAGUUAUGCCACGUCUAGUGGAAACAUCGCUCAUGACAGAUCCACAAAUUCAGACGGCUGUUUGUGUUGGUAGCGGCGCAUUUGAAGUUCUUCUCAUCGUUGAACCGUCGUCACCUGUCCAGGUAAAUGAUUUCAAAAGGCAUGUAUGGGAUUUGGUCAAGUCUCUCAACGAGACUCUGGACCAGCAUGCUCGAAUAUCUUCGAUCAACGCCAUCAUUGUCAAGCGCCCCAGUAAGACAAUUCCUCGAUCAGAUAAAGGUUCCGUCAUGCGCCGGGAGGUUGCAGACCUGUUCCAGGAGGAAAUUAAGGCUGCCUACGCCGAAUUGGAUAAUGAGGUGACUGCGGGCGAUGCCAUUACCGACACAUCUGAUAUCGUAACGAGUGUCCAAAAGAUGGUCAGGGCGGUGGCGACGAACUUGUUCUCCGAUUCUCAUUUGGAUGUUGGCGAAGAGGAUGAUUUGUUCGAGCGGGGCAUGGACUCCCUUCAGUGUGUUCGGCUGGCCAGACUGCUCAAUUCGGCCCUGAGCGAAAAGCAUGCCAGGUGCGAGGCCAAUUCUCAGCAACUGAUCACCAAGGAGUUUGUUUACGCGCACCCAUCCAUUUGGCGUCUCGCUCAAGCAGUCACCCAGUUACUCUAUGAGCAAGGAGAAACGACAGGCGGCAGUACGGAGUCUCAGGACACUCCAGGUCCCGCCUCACGACUGAGUAACAUUCGGGCGCUUUUGGGUGACUGCGUCCGAGAUAUCCGCGCCCAGACCACGCCCGGAAGCCCAAAGACCAUUUUCACUGUCGCAGUUACUGGAGCGACUGGUAAUCUUGGCGCCAAUGUGGUGGCUCAGCUAGCUUCCAACCCACUGGUCAAGAAAACCAUCUGCCUCGUGCGAGAAGGGACUGGUGGACAGAGCACCCCCGAACAGCGUGUCAGGACAGCUCUGGGGGCUGCUGGCCUGAGCUUGAGCCCACAGCAAUGGGAUAAGGUCGAGUUUGAGCAGUGCGACCCAGGCCAGUGGGCUACGGGCACGAAUUGCUUCCUGGACACUCAGUCCAGCUUCAGCAGAGUUGCGGACCAGGUGUCCCAUAUCAUCCACCUGGCGUGGCCGAUGGACUUCCAUCGCACGCUCGAAAGUUUCCAGCCGCAACUCCGCGCGACGCAGGGACUGAUUCGACUUACCAGGGCUGCACGAUUGCGCGGCGCCGGGGCAGCCACAGGCCGGGUCCGCCUUGUCUUUGCAUCGUCCAUUGCCGUGGUGCGGGGCUUUUCCGAUGAGCAAGGUUCCAUGUACGGCCCCUCUGCAACAGGCGCCGUCCCGGAAAUGGGGUUUUAUGACCCGCGCAUUGCCACGCCCAUGGGCUAUGCGGAAGCGAAGUGGGUGUGUGAGCAAAUGCUCGCGCAAGUCAGUCAAGAGCUGCGGGAUGAAGUUGAGCCUGUUGUUGUGCGCAUCGGGCAGCUCAGUGGGCCAGAGAGCGGUGAGGGCAUAUGGAAGACGGCAGAGCACAUUCCCGCGCUGGUGAAAGCGAGUCAGAUGGUGGGGGGUUUGCCGACUCUUGAAGGGACAGCGUCGUGGCUGCCUGUCGACCGUGCUGCCAAAUCUCUUACGGAAAUAGCUUUACACGCAGCGGAUGUCCCUCUGUUCUUGCACCUGGAGAAUCCUGUCCGGCAGCCCCUAGCCGAUAUCUGCGCCUUUUUUGCGGCGGAGCUUGGUCUGCCCACCAAGACUAUCUCAUUCGAGGAGUGGAUGCAACAGUCUUGUGAUGCUGGGGCACUUCGCUCGUUAGAGGGGUUUUUCAGAGACCAUUUUCGACCUUUAGCUGGCGGGUCUGUAGUGCUCGAUACCGCGAGGGCUUUGGCUGUAUCAGAAACUUUGCGAAGUAGCGGAGGGGUCCCUCAGCAGCUGAUUGCGAAGUAUGUGGCGCGGUGGCGGAAGGAGGGCUUUCUCGAGUAG